Phaeoacremonium minimum UCRPA7 is the source of this 1059-nucleotide messenger RNA. Its product is annotated as putative alpha-amylase protein. The record is from RefSeq and is a predicted model, not a curated record. Lineage: Eukaryota; Fungi; Ascomycota; Sordariomycetes; Togniniales; Togniniaceae. The transcript has 7 exons. Gene Ontology annotation, biological process: carbohydrate metabolic process. The coding region runs from base 1 to 1059 and encodes 352 amino acids.
AUGGAUACGAUAUAUAUGACCUACCGCUUGAAGACCAUUGCUAAACCUGAGAAGAUCGAGGUGUGGACCGGAUUCGACUUCAAGGGACGUAAUGGUGCUUACAGUCAGAUGAAAUGGAACAAAGACCAUUUCACUGGGACAGACUACGACCACAGAGGGAAAGCUAAGGCCGUUUGGCAGUUUGAGGGCAAGUUUUGGGCUAAUGAUGUUGAUGAAGAGUUAGGAAACUAUGACUACCUACACCCGGAAGUCCGACGUGAUAUCGCAAUAUGGGUGAUGUGGUUGGCAUCCCAGUUGAAACUGGGUGGAUUGCGACUUGACGCGAUCAAGCAUUACUCUGGUGGCUUCCUGCGCGAGAUGCUUCAACAUAUAGACCGGACUAUUGGGCCGGAUUGGUUCAUAGUUGGCGAGUAUUGGCGGGAAGACUCGGUUGUUCUCGCGAAGUACAUCGAGUAUAUGAACCACCGCAUAUCUCUCUUCGACGUGAAGUUGUGUUCCAACUUUUCGCGACUGUCCUUCCAGAAGGAUCCAGACCUCCGAACAGUCUUUGAAGGAACACUGGCAUCUCUUAAGCCACAGAACACUGUUUCCUUUGUUGUAAAUCAUGACACAACCCCUGUUGCUCCAUACUUUAUUCCGAUGGCGUACUCACUCAUUCUUCUCCGCGCUGACACGGGUCUUCCAUGCGUUUUCUACGGGGACCUGUACGGCUGCAUUGAACCAGAGGUCGAUGGCAGGACGUUCAGUUCUCUGGCCAGUGGAGGGGUUCUGGUCCCAAAACUCAUGCUUGCUCGCAAGCUCUACGCAUAUGGUUCUCAGCUGGAUUACUUCGACCAAACCAAUUGCAUCGGAUUCACCAGGACUGGCCAUCCUUCACGAUCAGGGGGUGCUGGCUUAGCCGUUGUCCUCACCAGCGGAUGGACCUUCGCUAGCAAGCGGAUCGAUGUCGAUAUAUACGACAUCAAGCCACGACGCGAAGGGAGGAGAUCUAUGAGCAGCGCUGAUGAAAUAAGGCAAUCCCAGAGCAACGCCACCGAGCCCAAUGCCACGAACCCAUAA